UAUGGUGCAAUUUUCCCGAUACUCUACUUGACUUUAUAUUAUACCCGAAAGCACACAUAAUCAAAAAUAUGGCUUCGAACCGAGGACGGGGCUCAAGAUCUACCGGUCGUGAUAAUCCAGAUGUAAAACUAUCCAAAGCACUUUCAUAUAUACUACGCCACGGUGCUGAGAAAGAAGGACUUGUAUUGCAUGAAGGUGGAUUUGUCUUCGUUGAUGAAAUACUUCAAAAGAAGCAGUUUUCAAAAUACACAGAGGAGAAUAUUAGAAACAUUGUUGACACUAAUGACAAGAAAAGAUUUGCUCUGAAAACUGAUGAUGCAACAGGAAAGCUAAUGGUUCGAGCUAAUCAAGGCCACACUUUAGAGGUAGAAGGUCUGGAGUUACAACCUAUUAGUGGCUCUGUUGAAGCACCAACAGUGUUACAUGGAACAUACCUGGAAGCUUGGCAGUUUAUUAAAGAACAGGGCCUUUGCAGAAUGGCAAGAAAUCACAUUCACUUUGCUCCAGGAGAGCCAGGCAAAGAUGGAGUCAUUAGUGGAAUGCGCAUGAGCUGUCAAGUCAUUGUUUACAUAAAUAUUGAUAAGGCCAUACAAGAUGGCUACAAGUUUUACAGAUCUGCCAACAAUGUGAUUCUUUGUCCAGGCAAUGAGAAUGGUUUCUUGCCAACCAAAUACUUUGAAAGAGUUAUUCAACUGAGACCAAGAAAAGAACUGCCAUUCAGUUGAUAUUCACUUAGAACAACAGUGGGGCUCAUUAUACGACGUGAUUAAUCAACAAAUUUACCAUGCACAACAUAUUCUAUCUUAAAAGAGCCUUCCCAGGUAAACCAGUGUCUGUAAAAUCUUGUUUCCAAACAAAUUCCUGGUGAUAUGCUGGGCCAUCUUCACAGUUUUUAGUACAGGUGAAUAUUGCUACUGUGCCCCAGUCAAUGCUGUCUUCCACACUGUCUACUCCAAGAUAGUUCAGUAAUUGUGGCAUUAUCUGUACAGAAUCAGAUUGAGUAUUAAAAGUUUAUUAACACUA
This is a messenger RNA of Exaiptasia diaphana, 1023 nucleotides long. Its product is annotated as tRNA 2'-phosphotransferase 1. Gene Ontology annotation, biological process: tRNA splicing, via endonucleolytic cleavage and ligation. Gene Ontology annotation, molecular function: tRNA 2'-phosphotransferase activity. The coding region runs from base 69 to 725 and encodes 218 amino acids. NCBI's taxonomy places the organism in Eukaryota, Metazoa, Cnidaria, Anthozoa, Actiniaria, Aiptasiidae. The record is from RefSeq and is a predicted model, not a curated record. The transcript is spliced from 7 exons.